AUGGAACCUUCAAAGCCUGAGGGCCAGUCCAUCGUAAAUUAUACUACCGUCGCUGGGGAGCACUCCCCACCAGACAGUUAUGAUGGCUCGUCGACUACCCACCGCAAAUCUCUUCGAAAGCGAAUUCUAGGAACCAUCUGGGAUUCGUUAGACAAGUCUCCGAAAGAGCGAAAAUUUAUCGCAAAGGUAGACUGGUGGAUUCUCACCUAUGUCUGCGUUGCGUACUUUGUCAAAUAUCUAGACCAGACCAAUGUCUCAAAUGCAUACGUCUCAGGGAUGAAAGAAGACCUGAACCUGUCUGGUAAUGAUCUCAACUAUCUUACGACAUAUUGGACUAUUGGAUAUAUUCUAGGCAACAUGCCCUCACAGAUCAUUCUGACAAAAGUCCGACCAUCUAUUUGGCUGCCCUCUCUUGAAAUUGUCUGGAGUAUUCUGGUAGUUGCUAUGGCUGGGGCUACGAAUGUUAACACCAUAUACGCUCUACGUUUCUUUAUUGGCUUAAUCGAAGCAUCUGCUUAUCCCGGAAUCAUGGCACUUCUUGGGAAUUGGUAUACGCCUGCAGAGCUGGGAAAGCGUAGCUGCAUUUUUCAGGCCUCCUCCAGCGCUGCACAAAUGUUCUCUGGCUAUCUUCAAGCAGCACUCUACAAGGGAAUGAACGGCCGCGCGGGCUUGUCAGCAUGGCAGUGGCUUUUUGUCUUCGAUGGCAUUAUCGGCAUUCCAAUUGCUCUAUAUGGAUUCUGGGCAAUUCCAGACUCACCAACGAAUUCUCGCAGCCACUGGUUAGCACCAGAGGAGAAGGAGCUAGCUAUUGCGCGUAUGGAGCGUGUGGGUAGAGCUGCUCCGAAGAAGCUAACACUGCGCACGUUUUCGGACCUUGUUGGCAACUGGGCUGCGUGGUUGUUUCCUAUCGUGUUCAUUACACACGUCCUUGGAAUUCGCAUUUACUCAUACUUCAACGUAUGGCUCAAGUCAACGGGGCUGUACAGUGUCGAAAAGGUCAAUUUGAUCCCCACGGCGGGUUACGGCGCACAGAUUAUUUUCACCCUAGGGUACGCCUGGGUCAGUGACGCUCUGCAAGCUCGAUGGCCGGUGAUAGUCUUUGCAGCUUUGGUUGCACUCACUGGAACCAUCAUUCUUUCUGUCUGGCCGGAGGACAAUAUUCCUGCAAUGAUGACCGGGUGGAUCCUUACCUUCCUGGAGACUGGGGCUGGGGCAUUGUUCAUUGCUUGGAUAAAUGAAGUUUGCGCAUACUCUGUAGAGGAUCGUAUCCUAAUUAUCGGGCUCGUUGAAACAAUCGCUUUCACAUUCUCUGCCUGGGUGCCUCUUUUGGCGUAUAAUACAGCCGAGUCGCCGCACUUUUCUGUGGGAUAUCAGUUAGCGGCCAUGUUUUUCGCGCUCGAGCUUUUGCUAACGCUAGUUAUUGCAUACGUCGCGAAAAGGUGGGAUUUACGAGAGAGAUUUGAGAGGAAAGAACGUGAGCGAGAAUGGAUUAUUUAG
Messenger RNA from Talaromyces rugulosus, 1497 nucleotides. RefSeq lists its product as uncharacterized. The transcript has 2 exons. The record is from RefSeq and is a predicted model, not a curated record. Lineage: Eukaryota; Fungi; Ascomycota; Eurotiomycetes; Eurotiales; Trichocomaceae. Gene Ontology annotation, molecular function: transmembrane transporter activity. Gene Ontology annotation, cellular component: membrane. Bases 1 to 1497 code for a protein of 498 amino acids. Gene Ontology annotation, biological process: transmembrane transport.